AUGUCGCUGAUCAUCGAGGACAUGUUGAUAUUAACGCCGUCGGCAGUGCGACGAGAAGAAGCCGUGCUGUACACUCUGCGAAACAAGUCUGAGGACGUGCACAUAUGCGCCAGACCAGCACGAACGAGCUUCAAGAUCAAGCGAAGCACGUCCGCCCGUGUCGGGGUCUUCGCUGCCAUCGCCAGUGCCAUCGCCGCCCCGUCACCGGUGCCUAGUAAUGCCUCCCAAAGUCAAGGUGGGAACGACAUUGUCCUCUCCAACGUGACUGACUCGGACCUCUACUUCCAUUUCCUCAACCAUACGUGCCGGGCCGCGCCCAGCUGGCAAAAGGACCGCAUCGUCUUGCAGGUCGGCAUAGCCAAGCUGGCUCUCGAGAGUGAGCUCGUCUCGCACUCGGUUCUGGCACUAUCUGCUACGUGUCUGUGCUGCGACACCAUCUCCGCUGGUCGAAGCGCCGAUCCCGAGACGGUGCGGCACAUUCUCGACAUGGGCUUGGAGCAUCACACGCUGGCCCUCGAGCAGAUGCGGACCAUGACGUCUCGACCGCGAGAGUCAGACACGCAACCCCUGAUCGCCAGCUCUCUGAUGCUGGUCCCCUUUGCCCUGGCCUUUCAGCACAUUCAGCACUGGGUGCUCCGGGCAAAGGGCGUACGCACCACGGACCUCUUGACCCCGCGCGACAUGAUUCUCUUACUUCGGGGGAUCCGGACGACCAUUGUCGCGCUGAAUUCCAACCCCGUCGAACCGGGUACUUCAAAGUCCAAGUCACCAUGGGAGACGAUGUUUUCGGCGGCAGCCCAGUCAGCGGGGGACUCCGCGACAGACUCGCCGGUUAUACCUGAGCGGUCGCACACCAUGUUUCCCGUUGUGGGGGCGACAUUCCACCAGGCAUCAUCGCAGCUGCGAUGCCGGAUCGAGUGUGCGCUGGCCGGGUCGCAGGUCGACGAGAAUAUGGCCGCGGUCUAUGGGGCGUACGAGAUUCUGAGCGACAUCAUGACCAGCACGUUUACGGAGUGUCCGGAGACUGAGAUUCCCUUUGAAUAUGCUUCUUGUGUGAGUUUUUCUCCCACCUAUUCUAGCCACCUCUUGCAUGGAAAAGACGCGCUCAUCACUAACGUUCAGUGGCAAAAGUUCUCCGUCUCGCCCGACAGCCUCCUCGCCCAGGCGCCCGGCUGGCUCCACAACUUCAUUCUCCAGCGACCAAAUCCGACGCACGCAGAGCCGCUGGCACGAUCAUUCCUGGCCUUUUUCUCCAGCGCGCCACAGACGUACGUCGACCUGCUCUUGCCCCUUCUUGAUCCUCACGCGGACAUGAACGCCGUCGCCGGGGACGAGUAUGGAGACGAGGAUAGAGAACUCACGACUGCCGAAAUCUUGGCACUGGAUGUCUAUGCGCACUGGCUGGUGCUGAUGCUUCUGUUGGAGAAGGAGACGUGGUGGGUGGGCGAAUUCCCGUUCGUGUCGCUGCAGGGAUUGAUUGCGCGGUACGGAACGGCGUUUUUGGGGGGUGCUCAGCAGCAGCAGCAACAGCAGCAGCAAUGGUGGUGGCCGGCAGGGAUGCUGGAAGUCGCUGCGCGGGUGAGACAGUGGAAGUAA
Fonsecaea nubica is the source of this 1596-nucleotide messenger RNA. RefSeq lists its product as hypothetical. The transcript has 2 exons. NCBI's taxonomy places the organism in Eukaryota, Fungi, Ascomycota, Eurotiomycetes, Chaetothyriales, Herpotrichiellaceae. Gene Ontology annotation, biological process: regulation of transcription by RNA polymerase II. Gene Ontology annotation, molecular function: DNA-binding transcription activator activity, RNA polymerase II-specific. Bases 1 to 1596 code for a protein of 531 amino acids. The record is from RefSeq and is a predicted model, not a curated record.